AUGUUGAUUAUCGUGGCCAUUUUACAGAAGUUCUACUUUGGCACCACUUACAAGCCAGGCUUGAAUGCUGCUACGGCAUUCUUCUUCAUCUACAUCCUGGUUUGGGGCGCCUUCCUGGACAACACGACGUACGUCUACGUUCCAGAGAUUUGGCCAACCCAUCUUCGAAGCCAUGGAGCCGCUAUUGCAUACGUCGCUUAUCACUCUGUGGCGAUUGCGAUCACAUCGCCGGCGGCUCUUGCAUUUGCACAAAUCGGCUACAAAUACUAUUUUGUGUUUGUGGCUUUAUGUGUUUCCGGAAGCACAUUCAUCUGGUUCCAGUUCCCCGAGACAGCAGGCCUCACUCUUGAAGAAGUAGGUGCGAAGUUCGGGGAUGAGAUAGAAGUCACUUUUGAAGAUGCCUUGGCCCAUGAGAUGCAGCAGGUCGAUACAGACACCAGAAUUGAGGAAUUCAAAGAAGACUGA
Capronia epimyces CBS 606.96 is the source of this 465-nucleotide messenger RNA. RefSeq lists its product as uncharacterized. The transcript is spliced from 2 exons. Gene Ontology annotation, molecular function: carbohydrate:proton symporter activity. Lineage: Eukaryota; Fungi; Ascomycota; Eurotiomycetes; Chaetothyriales; Herpotrichiellaceae. The record is from RefSeq and is a predicted model, not a curated record. Gene Ontology annotation, biological process: transmembrane transport; carbohydrate transport. Gene Ontology annotation, cellular component: membrane. The coding region runs from base 1 to 465 and encodes 154 amino acids.